Molecule: messenger RNA, 1068 nt
Organism: Vigna radiata var. radiata (mung bean)
Lineage: Eukaryota; Viridiplantae; Streptophyta; Magnoliopsida; Fabales; Fabaceae
Product: calnexin homolog
Biological process (GO): protein folding
Cellular component (GO): endoplasmic reticulum; endoplasmic reticulum membrane
Molecular function (GO): calcium ion binding
Source: RefSeq, a predicted model, not a curated record
UUUGACAACGAAUCUCCGUAUUCUAUCAUGUUUGGUCCUGAUAAGUGUGGGGCCACAAACAAAGUACACUUCAUUUUCAAACACAAGAAUCCCAAGAGUGGGGAGUAUGUNGAGCACCAUCUUAAGCAUCCCCCUUCUGUCCCUUCNGAUAAAUUGUCUCAUGUUUACACGGCUAUUUUGACGCCUGACAAUGAGGUGCAAGUUUUGAUAGACGGGGAACAGAAGAAGAAGGCAAACUUCUUAAGUGCUGAUGAUUUUGAACCUCCUCUUAUCCCUCCCAAGACAAUCCCAGAUCCUGAGGAUAAGAAGCCGGAGGACUGGGAUGAGAGAGAGAAAAUUCCAGACCCAAGUGCGGUAAAGCCAGACGACUGGGAUGAGGAUGCACCCUUGGAAAUUNUUGAUGAAGAAGCUGAAAAACCUGAAGGAUGGUUAGACGAUGAACCUGAUGAGAUAGAUGAUCCAGAGGCAACAAAACCNGAAGAUUGGGACGAUGAGGAGGACGGUGAAUGGGAAGCCCCAAAGAUUGAGAAUCCAAAAUGCGAAGCCGCCCCAGGCUGUGGUGAGUGGAAGAGGCCAAUGAAGAGGAAUCCUGCUUAUAAGGGAAAAUGGCAUGCNCCACUUAUUGAAAAUCCUGCUUAUAAGGGUAUAUGGAAGCCUAGGGAUAUUCCAAACCCUGCUUACUUUGAACUAAANAAACCUGAUUUUGAGCCAAUCGCUGCUAUUGGUAUCGAGAUUUGGACAAUGCAAGAUGGCAUUUUGUUUGACAACAUCUUGAUAGCUAAAGAUGAUAAAAUUGCUGAGUCGUAUCGGGAGACUACUUGGAAAUCCAAGUUUUCAGUUGAAAAAGAAAAACAGAAGGCAGAAGAAGCUGCAGCUGGAUCGAGUGGUCUUGCUGGAUUCCAGAAGAAGGUAUUUGACCUCUUAUAUAAGAUCGCAGACAUUCCCUUCCUGAGUGCCUAUAAGCCUAAAAUCCUUGAUCUCAUCGAGAAAGGUGAAGAGCAACCCAAUCUCACGGUUGGCAUUCUUGUGGCCAUUUUGGUUGUCUUCGUGUCAAUUUUCUUCAGAAUC